This is a messenger RNA of Dentiscutata erythropus, 551 nucleotides long. NCBI's taxonomy places the organism in Eukaryota, Fungi, Glomeromycota, Glomeromycetes, Diversisporales, Gigasporaceae. The record is from the annotation of a GenBank genome assembly.
GUAGAAUGAAGUUACGAAGCAACAAGUCGGAUGGUCAAUUACCUGCUAUAAACCUAGAGAAAAAGAUCAAUAACCUUGAACAAACUAUCAUUAAGCAUGAACAGGAAAUUAUCAAGCAUAAAGAAAUAAAAAAUGGUGUAGAAGUAGAUGAAUUGAUGUCUGAUUUUUCGGAUGUUGUUGUAAACGCAUGCAUAAAGAUUCGUGAUGAAGAAUGCCUAGAAAAAUUUGAUUGGGAGAAUGUAAAGAAUGAAUAUAACUGUGCGAAUAACAAAAAAGAGUAUAUUAAGGACUUAGUGAGUUGGACUAAGAGUAAACCGGCAACUGUUACAAAGAAAUGUAGUUGUUCGAUUGGUGAUGUUAAUUCAAAACAAGCUGCAUAUUUUUUGCUUGGAAAUUAUUUAAUUAAUGAGGACUCUAAUAAAAGACAAUAUCUUAAGUAUUCGAAACUGUGUUAUCAAAGGGUCGCAAUUAUCAUAGAGAUUCUUGGAAAAAAUUUUCUCCUCCUUCCUAUAUCAACCAACUAUUUUGUUGGUAGACAUUCGCCUUUAUAG